Messenger RNA from Rotaria sp. Silwood2, 1464 nucleotides. The record is from the annotation of a GenBank genome assembly. Lineage: Eukaryota; Metazoa; Rotifera; Eurotatoria; Philodinida; Philodinidae.
AUGACCAUUGGCAAGUAUCUUGCGACUCGUUUUACUACUCUCGUACCACCGAUGGUUGUACCUGAGAACCCGAUCAAACUUCUUUCCAUGCUAAAUCGACAUCAAACUGCAUUUUUUUUCGUCGCUUUUUUGGCAUGGACAAUGGAUGCACUCGAUUUUUUCUCAGUCACGCUCAAUAUCAUCGAAAUUGCUAAAACCUAUGAUAGAAAGGUGUCGGACAUUACUUGGGGUAUAACUGUAACCCUAAUGCUUCGUUCUAUUGGUGCGAUUAUUUUUGGUAUUGCGGGUGAUCGUUUUGGUCGUAAAUGGCCAUUCAUUGUCAAUAUUAUUUUAUAUUCAACAAUCGAGAUUAUCACGGGUUUCUGUACAACAUUCGUACAAUUCAUUAGUAUCCGAGCUCUGUUUGGUAUAGCUAUGGGUGGUAUCUAUGGCAAUUGUGCCGCUACAGCUCUUGAAGAUGCUCCAGUUGCUGCACGUGGCCUUCUGUCAGGUUUACUGCAACAAGGCUAUGCAUUUGGCUAUCUGCUUGCUGCGGCCCUGAAUUUGGGCAUCACCAAAAAUCAACCUUACGGUUGGCGAGCACUAUUCUGGUUAGCAGGCUUUCUUCCAUUGCUGGUUGCUCUUUGGCGUGUUUUCUUACCUGAAACACAAGCAUUCCUCCGUGUGAAACAAGAGCGUGAAGCUGCUCGACUCGCACAUGGAACUGACAUGCAAGUUUCGGCAGUUCAAGUAUUCAUCAAAUCAAUUCGUCCAACACUUGCUCAUUAUUGGGCAACGCUAAUCUAUCUUGUAUUAAUGAUGGCGGGAUUCAAUUUCUUGGCUCAUGGUUCUCAAGAUUUAUAUCCAACAUUUCUUACUUCUCAGGUCCAAUUCUCACCGGGCUAUGUCACUGCUACUACAAUGAUUUCAAGUUGUGGGGCUCUCGUCGGUGGAACACUAAUUGGAUACUUUUCAAGUUUCUUCGGUCGACGAUUGUCUAUCCUUGCUGUUCUAGUUGUCGGUGCUGCUCUUAUUCCGGCUUAUCUUCUUCCACGAGAUAGGACCAUUAUGAUAGGUGCAUUCUUUGAACAAAUGUGUGUACAAGGUGCUUGGGGCGUCGUACCUAUACAUCUCAUGGAACUCACACCAUCACAAUUUCGUUCAUUUGCGGUCGGUACUUCUUAUCAACUAGGUAAUUUAAUUUCUUCAGCCUCGGCAACUAUCGAAGCUACUGCUGGACAAUAUUUUCCUCUGCCGAACACGAAGACAUCGAGCGAUAAACAUCAAUUUGAUUAUGGAAAAGUGAUGGCUAUUUUCUUAGCUUUUACUUACACAUUUUUGUUCAUCAUCAUUUUACUUGGACCUGAAAAGAGAAAUGCUCAUGACGCUGAAAAGACUGAUACCAAGCAAAGUGCACAACUUCAUGAAACACAACUGAAAUUACUAUCACCAUCCGAAUCAACAGCAAAAUAUGUGACGGAAUAA